This is a messenger RNA of Biomphalaria glabrata, 2481 nucleotides long. RefSeq names its product carbohydrate sulfotransferase 3-like. NCBI's taxonomy places the organism in Eukaryota, Metazoa, Mollusca, Gastropoda, Planorbidae. Bases 352 to 1587 code for a protein of 411 amino acids. The record is from RefSeq and is a predicted model, not a curated record. Gene Ontology annotation, molecular function: N-acetylglucosamine 6-O-sulfotransferase activity. Gene Ontology annotation, biological process: sulfur compound metabolic process; N-acetylglucosamine metabolic process. The transcript has 9 exons.
GUUCAUAGUAGUGCAUUUAAUGAUGAAUAGUUGAUACUAUUCUCAAACCGACUAGAGAGAGGGCUAGCAUAAACAAUGAUAUCAACUUCUAAAGAAAUAAAUGAGCUGUAUUGAUCAGGGGAUUGUGUUAACUUACGUACAUAGCACACAGAUGUGAGAGCAGGGGACACAUAAUUAACUGCAUGGUAAAGCUCACCAGAGAGACCAUGGUUGACUCUUGGAUGAAUAGACAUUGGAAAUCUUUUGACUACAGAUGAGCUGUUCCAAUGGCGCCCAGAACACGGUGUGUACAUGGCGAUUAAAAUAGAUAGGUACAAGUAGGAUCUCAACAUACUAGUUACUUGCUGAAGGAUGAAACGCAUCUUGUCUACAAAAUAUCUGUUGAAGUAUAGAUUGACCAUCUACUUUGGAGUUAUAAGUAUCCUGGCUACUGCUAUUUUUUUCACUGAGUUCAGAAGAUGUAUCAAGGAUGUGUCAAAAUCUUCCUCUGGCCUGGGUCCCGUGUUGACCAGUCGGGGCCAGUUGACUGAUGUCUUACCGGAAAGAACAUGUGAACCUCACAUGACACGACAGGUCAUAUUAUUGACCUAUGGCCGAAGUGGCUCAAGUCUGACCACGGAUAUAAUUCAACAUGAGAAACAGGUUUACACCUACUUUGAACCUCUACACAACCUGGCUAAAAGCUAUGUCGGGAAGCAGGAGAAAUAUAUGAAAACUUACAAGAAGUAUUUGCCCUUGACCUCUCUGCCGGACUACCUGGCCCAAGCUGAAAAUAUUGUCAGAAAGCUGAUGACGUGUGACUAUCACCAGUUACCUCCAGUAGCCUCCAAAAACCCACAUAUGAGAUUUUAUGACUCGGCACCUAUGUUUCAUUGUAUGAGGAGAUCGACUACACCACAGGGAGAAGCAAAGUGUCUGCAGCAGGGACAGAAGACCUGUCUUAAGAAGUUGAUCCACUUUUUGAAAAUCAUUCGCCUUACGGUGAGACUUUUGACGUCAUGUGAUAAUAGAAGAUGGGCGGGGAAACCGUUGGUGAAGACAGAAUCAGUAGGUCAUCUGAUGUCCAAUUAUCCAUGCCUACAAGUGAUCUACUUGGUCAGAGAUCCGAGAGGAACUUUCAUGUCCAAGAAACGUGCAUUCGUGAACAUUUCAGUGGACACCAAGUUUGAGGGAAAGAAAUUCUGCCAAAGGGUUGACAAAGAUAUAGAUCAUGCUUUGAAACUUUUAAAGGCUCAUCCAGGCAGGGUCUGCAUUGUACGGUACGAGGACAUAGCAGAAAGACCUGAGGAAAUGUCCAGGAAACUUUACACGUUCUUACAUCUGAACUUUACAGACGACACACUUAGAUUUGUUUUCAACAAAACUCAGUCGGGUGUCAACAACUCCGACAUUUUCUCUACCUUCAGAGCCAACUCAGCAGAGGUCUCAUAUGCUUGGAGAUCAAGAAUGAAGUAUCAGGACGCUGCGCUGUUUGACGAGAUUUGCCGAGAGGUGUAUUACAAACUGGGUUACCUCCCUGUCAACACGCUACUACAUCUCCGAGACAGGAGGAAACCUUUAAAAUUCACCAAGAACCAUCUCCUAUGAGUGACAGCUGACAUUUGCUAUAACAACAACUGACUUUUUCUAUGAAGGCAUAUUCUUUUAUUGACAUCUUCUAUGAAUGACAUCUAUCAUAUUCUAUGACUGACAACUGAUAGCUCUUGAACUAAAUACGAUUUUGUGUGUGUCAUAUCAUUGUGUGCUUUGUGAGUGGAAAAAUAGUGCAAAGACUAAUAAUUGUGUGAACGUCAAUUGACUCGAAGUGUCAGUGAACUAAUCAAGUAAUUAGAUGCUUAAAGAGUUGAAGUGUGAGUGAAGUAACUAGAUACUUGAAUUGUGCGUGAAGAAUUAAAUACUUUGAAUAGUGAUUUUGAAUUUGACAAAUCAGAUUUUAACUUGACUGGCUUUAAUCCAAAAUAUAUGUUGAAGUCAGGAAAGAAAUGAAUUCAAAUUAUGCUAGACAUCACGGAAAAACAUGGAUUCUUACAACGAAUGAGAAUGUUUCAUUAUUUUUGUAAAUUGAAAUGUUUCUACUUUUUGCCUUUUUAUAAAUUUACUUUUACUGAAAGAUUGAGAAUCUACCGCAGUCAGCGUUUUGAACAAACUUUAAAGAAGUUAUCCAUUUACUUUUUUUCAUGUGCCUCAUAGUUUGAAAAAAUAAUUAUGGAGGGAAGAAUUAUUGCCAUCGGUUGACUUUAGUAUAGGUUAAAACAAAAUAUAUAGUUCUGAAAGUGGUUGAUAUGUUUCUGAAAUUGGGACAAAAAUAAUUUCGACAAGAAGCGAGUGAAAACUAAAUUGAAGUCUAUGACGUGUUACUCUACAUUUCAGUGUGAGACGUGCACUAACAGUACAUUAGGGUUUGGUGGAUAUUAGUCUGUAAGUUAUCAGUGGGUGGAACUGUUUGAUUUGUUUCAACUUAAAUGUAAGAUGUAACUAACG